AUCCUAUCGACCAAUCAUUAGCUUCGGUAAUUUUACUGAGAGCGAAUAAACAUGAAGGAUACAUUUCUGACCUAUUUUUGCCCUGAAAAAUGAAUUCGCUGCAUAUUUAUGCAAAGCGGAGCAACGUUUGUUACGGUUACGAUGUUUAUGGGUUUCUACCAUUACGUAUUCUUGGGAGCAGCUGUGUUUCUGUGCAUUUUACACCAAAAAACAGUACUCGGUGUCCAAUGUGUUGUCUGCAAUUCUUAUCGUGAUGGUCAGUUAUGUGAACCAUGGGAUCAGUUUACGUUCAUAACAAAUUGUUCCGAGUAUCCUGGAUUUGAUGCAUCUAAACCAGUCAGUUGUCGUAAAAUCGAACAAGUUGAAAUAUAGAAGAUUGCUAACCUUGAUGACCGUGAGCACACCAAUAAGAAAACAGUAUUUUCUCUCUAGUUUGAAAUGAAACGAAAUUUACAGUAAAUAUGAUUUUGUUGAUGAUAUUUAGGAAAUUAUCUCUACUUUCGGCUGUUUCUUUGCCUAAAGUGAAAAUACGUACGAUGAAGAUAAUCAUUCACAUGUAUGUAUUGAACUGAACCACCUGGACUAAUAUUGAUGAAAACAGCCCUUUAAAUGGCCUCUAUCGACCCCAAAUUAUUUGUGUGAACCUCUGUAGAAUGAUCUAGGAUUUGGGGAUCAAGAAUUAAAAAACAG
Molecule: messenger RNA, 690 nt
Organism: Heterobilharzia americana
Lineage: Eukaryota; Metazoa; Platyhelminthes; Trematoda; Strigeidida; Schistosomatidae
Source: the annotation of a GenBank genome assembly